AUGGACGCUGUGGAGGUCGAGUCCAAUAAACAGAGCCAUCAGUAUACCGAGUCCAGUAAGCAGAGCCAUCAGUGUACGCAGCCCAACGUCUGGGCCGAAGCAUACCAGCUUUCAGUAGAGGCACCACUCUACAGCCUUCCCUCCAACGAAGAGCUGAGACAAAGCGAGAUGGCACGCUUCCGUCACGCGUCUAUCGAUCAAGGAACCAAAUCGAUACGGCUUCUGAGAAUAAACGAAGAGCUUUCAGGAAAAGGACUCAUUCAGUGCAGCAUGAUCCACGCCACUACCAGUGCCACGUACAUGUGUUUGUCCUAUGUCUGGGACUUCUCCUCGCAACCUGAACCGGAGCCCGAACCGCAUUGUGAAGUCAAACCUUCGUAUUUCGACCAGGGGUUUGGAUACUCGUCGCCGGGAACUCUCCACCACAACUUCUCCUACUUGUCGCUAAAAGGGGACCAUGAUUCCCACCGACCCCGACUUCGCGUUAUCCUGAUAGACGACUGCCCAUUUCUCGUGCUCCAGAAUCUGUUCGAAUUCCUCUGCAUGGCGCGCGAGGGAACCUUUGACUUAUCGACACCUCUAUGGAUCGAUGCUCUGUGUAUCGACCAAACGAAUCUGUCGGAGAGAAACCACCAGGUCGCACAGAUGGGGGAAAUCUACUCGUCUGCAAAGUCUGUGCACGCAUGGCUGGGCAAAGUGGCAUGGUCCGUACCCGAAGAGCCCGAGACGAGAAUGUUCGAUCCAGCGAAGGGCUGGAUCAAGAAAAGACGCUCAGAUCACAGCCCAAGACCGUUGCUGGAAGACAUCCUAUCGGUGCUGUUGUCAGACCGUAAUUUGCACGUCGCACGCAAUCCAGAUCUGGAAGAAGGCCUGUUCGAGCAGUUUAUGCGGAAUCCUUACUGGGAGCGUGCUUGGGUCAUGCAAGAGAUGUUCCUGGCUCGGGAACUGACAUUCUGGCUCGAUGCCCUGCCCAUGGACAAGAGCGGUCUAUCAAGACUAGAGGAAUGUGUCAAAGAGUCACCCCGAUCCGGUAGACUCCUUGGUUGGUUCAGCAAAUCGUGGGAACACUACUUGGCCUACAGUUCCCACUUCAUCAAGAGUAAACCGCCAUCCGACCUGUUGUCGUUGCUUGCUGAGUUCCCAAAUAGGAAGUGUGCCAAUCCACUGGACCGCGUUUUCUCACUGCUAGCCAUAUGUCCGGGAGAGAAGUCAAACAUAGCGGUCGACUACGGCAUGAGUGUCGGAAGGCUCACGUAUCAGGUCCUCUAUUACCAACCAGAGCGGCUAUGCAUUUGCUCUGCCAGCAUCGUGAUAAAUUCACUGAAGGAUGGUCUCAGCAUCUGUUCAUCCAGCGACGAACUCCACAUCCCCUGGCUUGAAUUCCGUCUACCAGCAACAGACAUCGUGAUGCAAAAGCGACCCCGGCGUCAGCCCAGCCGAGCCUCCAAACGCGAAAACAUCCUACUGUCUAUGGACUGCUCGGCUGUUUGCAGAGCCUCAGGCCCAUGGAGAGAUCAAUGGAGCGUGCCCUCAACACCCACCAGACACGCCCGAGCAGUAGCCACCGACGCACGAAAGGAGACGUACACGAUUCGGGUAGCAUUGGACUUCUUCUGCUCCCAGUCAAUACACGAGCGGCGCCUCUGCGAGAACGCGCGAUCGUCUCAGUCGACCGGGGUUCGCUUGGGAUGGGGAUGA
Molecule: messenger RNA, 1698 nt
Organism: Ascochyta rabiei
Lineage: Eukaryota; Fungi; Ascomycota; Dothideomycetes; Pleosporales; Didymellaceae
Exons: 1
Coding region: 1-1698 (565 amino acids)
Source: RefSeq, a predicted model, not a curated record